Molecule: messenger RNA, 2327 nt
Organism: Ruditapes philippinarum (Manila clam)
Lineage: Eukaryota; Metazoa; Mollusca; Bivalvia; Venerida; Veneridae
Exons: 2
Coding region: 252-2327 (691 amino acids)
Source: RefSeq, a predicted model, not a curated record
UCAAGUAAAUGUUUUGUCCAAAGUGGUAGAAAUAAGAAAAGGAAACAUUGUAUCAGGAAUGACAAUUCAGCAUUUUGGAGAUACAGACUUGCCAACUUUACAUCAAGCCUUGCAUGAAGCAUUUCAGAGAGUACACCAUGAUAGGUACAAGUUGUUCUGCUGUGUUUCUUUAAGAUAAAGAGUUUUGGCUGUUUGAUUCACAUUCACAUGGAGAAUAUGGACUGUCAAAUGUUGAUGGAAAGUCUGUUUUGAUGUCCUUUGAUAAACUUGAAGACCUUGUGACAUUUAUGUAUGCUAUGUAUGAAAGUGCAAAUAUUGAUAUAAUGAGUCAAUAUGAAAUAUUGCCUUUAAAUUUUAGUGUAGUUAAAUGCACUUCACAAUAUCAUAAUAUGUACAUUAAAGAUCAGCAGAAAAUAUCUGAUAACAGUAAAACUGAUGCUGAUGAUCUUUGGCAAACAGUUUCUUACAAAAAGCAAAAGAAAUUCAGUAACAUUUCUGUCAUGCCAAGUAAUGAACAAUCAUGUGAAGUAGUAAAAAAAAGCAUUAAGCAACAGUCUGUUUACCAUAAAGUAAAAGAAAAUACAUAUAGUUAUCCUGCAGUUGGGCUUAAGACAAAAAUGAAAAAUGAUACAAUACUUAUUGGGAAGUACUUUAAACACCAAUACCAAAAACAGCAACAGAAGGAUAAAAAAGGAGAAAGUGAUAGAAAAGCCUACAUGAGACUGUACAUGCAAAAGCGAAGGCAAAGUGAUCAAUUCAAAGUAAAAGAUAAAGAAUUCACAUUAGGGUCAAAACGAAAGGCAAGAUUAGAUCCACUUAAACUAGAACAAGAGAAAAUAGCAAAACAAGAAUGUCGAAAAUGUCCUGAAUUCAAAAAUAAAGAAGUUAAGAUACAAAAUAAAUCGAAACGAAAGGCAAGGUCAGACGAAGAAUUCAAGCAUAAAGAAAUUGAGAUACAAAAUAAAUCCAAACAAAAGGCAAGAUUAGACAGUGCAUUCAAACAAAAAGAAAUAGAGAUACAGAAUAAGUCCAAAAAAAAGGCGAGGUUUGAUCCACUUAUACUAGAGCAAGAGAAAAUAGCAAAACAAGAAUCUCGAAAAUGUCCUGAAUUCAAGCAUAAAGAAAUUGAGAUACAAAAUAAAUCAAAACGAAAGGCAAGGUUAAAUCCAUAUACAUUAGAAAAAGAAAGAGUUGCAAAGCAACAGCGGAGAUUAGAUGAAAGAAACAAAAGCAAAGAAAAAAUACUAGAUUGUAAAAGAAAAUCUGAAAAACGUAAAAAUCCAUUAUUUUUAGAAGCAGAAAAGAAAACUGCAAAACGAAACAAAAGUGGUAAUGAUAUUGAAGAGUGUAUUGCGAAAUUCCAUCAAAACAUACAAGAAGGUCCCAUCUAUGUUUGUAGUUCAUGCCACCAGACAUGGUUUAAGGAAUCUGUAUCAGAGGUUCUUACUUUGACUUCUAAAGACAAAAAUAAGUACUUAACUGGUCUAAAGUCAGUAGAUGAUAAAGAAUGGAUAUGUGCUACAUGUAAGCAUAAUAUUAAAAAAGGGAGAUUACCUGCAUUGUCAGUUUUAAAUGGAAUGGAGUGGCCAACAAAACCAAAAGAAUUGGAUCUGUUUCCUCUGGAAGAACGUUUAAUAGCCUUGCGCAUUCCAUUUAUGCAAAUUAGAGAACUACCAAGGGGGCGUCAGUUAUCUAUAAAAGGGAAUGUUGUUAAUGUUGAAAACAUUACUGUUGCUGUGAAAUUAAAUAAAAAGAUGUCUUUUCAGUCUUGUGCAUUUUCUGAAAAUGUUCGGCCACUUCGAGUACUUGUAGCUUUACAUUGGUUGAUGAACAAAAGCAAUCUUUAUAAAAAUGCAAAUAUUAGCAUUGAUGAGCAGUGGAUUAAGGAUGUUACAGAAAACUGUAAUGAAGUCAUAAAUGAAUUUUUUGAGUCAAAAGUAACAUCUGAAAUUGUGCCGGAGUGUGACACUGAUGAUAAUAGAGAUGCAUAUAAUGAUUCUCAUUGUUCCAGUGAUAAUGUGUCCAAAACAUUGCACAAAUAUUUUGAGGAAAAUAUUAAGCUAUAUAAAACACUGGGCACUGUUGACUUUGAAGACUGUGUUAGUGAAGUUAUUGACAGUGCAAAAAUAAAAAAUACCGAAAAUAAAAUUUUGCAUUCAGUAGUAGAAGAUUUAUAUGACUCUGAUGCUGAAAAAGUUUUAAAUGAAAAUGUUGGAAAUAUUGACACCCUUUUAGAUGAUGCAGAUAUUGAAAACAGACAUGCUACUUUUACAUUUGCACCUGGUGAGGGUCAGCAACCACUUAGUAUUUUCCAAGAUAAAGAUUAA